Molecule: messenger RNA, 4866 nt
Organism: Durusdinium trenchii
Lineage: Eukaryota; Dinophyceae; Suessiales; Symbiodiniaceae
Source: the annotation of a GenBank genome assembly
GUCAUCUACAUUGCGCCCUUAAAAGCUCUCGCGCGCGAGAGGAUGGAGGAUUGGGAAGAGCGCUUCCAACGGCGGCUGGGAAAGACGGUUGUGGAGUUGACUGGGGACUUCACACCAGAUAUCGAUGCGCUGGAGCGCGCCGAUGUGGUGGUCACCACACCCGAGAAGUGGGACGGCAUCUCCCGCCAUUGGCAGCACCGCGCGUACGUGCGGAAGGUGGGCUUGGUGAUCAUUGAUGAGAUCCAUCUGCUGGGGCAGGACCGUGGGCCUGUCUUGGAAGUCAUCGUGUCCCGAAUGCGCUACAUCUCUUGUAACCUGGACAAGGCCAUUCGCUUCGUGGGACUCAGUACUGCCUUGGCCAACGCCCAUGACAUCGCCGACUGGCUGGGCAUUGGCAUUGUGGGGCUCUACAACUUCAAGCCCUCUGUGAGGCCCGUGCCAAUGACUGCGCACAUCCAGGGCUAUCCAGAGAAACAUUUUGUAGCUCGUAUGGCUCAGAUGAACAAGCCCUGCUUCCAUGCCAUCAAGAACCAUGCAGUGAAGCAUGAUGGCAUCAAACCCACCUUGAUCUUUGUCUCAUCUAGGCGACAAACACGACUCACCGCCCUUGACAUCGUGGCCUUCAUGUCGGCGGACCCCGACGAAGACCCCAAGCAGUUCUGCAAAUUGGAAGCCCAUGAGCUGGAGUGCGCCGUAGUCCAGCGAGAUCUGGGAGAAGAUGGGGAGAAGAUCAGGAGGGGGAGCUUCUUCUUCGAAACCACAUCCUCACGGGGCGAACACUGCUUUUGGCCGCGAACACUGCCAGUGCCGGGUGCCGCCAUGGGUGCCUUUCCCAGUGGCGAAGCGUUGUUGUCUGAGGCGCAUGAGGAGCACGAGGCUCACGAGGCUCAUGGGAAGUUCCGCCAGGCAGCCAGGACUUUCCAAGAGCAGAAUGCUGGGAAUUCCAAGGCCUAUGUCCAGAUCGUCUGCUGUACUGGGCUCUUGCUGGGCAUCUUGAGCUACUUCAUCCAGUCGGCCGCCCUGGCUCUCGGACAUCUGCGCGGGUUACUUGGAGGUGGGGAGGUCCUGUGGGUCGCUGCGACCUUCAAUGCGUCGCUCUUGGUCUUGGCGCGCCUGGUGGUGCGCCGCAACGCCGCGGCACAGGGGAGUGGAUAUCCUCAGAUGAAGGCCAUGUUCUUUGGCAACACCAAGCUGAGCGACCAUCCCUUGUCCAAGGGCCAAGAGAACGUGGAGUUCCUCUCCUCGGAGACAUUGGCACUGAAAGCCAUCGGCCUUUCACUGGUGGUGGCCGCUCAAGUGCCCAUUGGCCAGGAAGGUCCUAAUGUCCAUAUGGCCGCCUGCAUCUCACGACUGGUGCGGCCAAAGUUCUUUGAGAGGAAUCUGAACUGUGAGUUGGUCGUCCAAAUCCUACACGCCGCCUGUGCUGCGGGCGUAGCCGCCACCUUCUCUUCCCUGCUGGGCGGUGUGCUGUUGUCCUUGGAGUUGAUGCUCCCGCAGAUCUAUACCUUCCAAGUCUACUGGGGCUGUUUCCUGGGCGCCAUUUGCGGUGCAGUCACGGUGAUUCUGAUUCAUGAUGGCUUCCAAUCUUCUCACUUGCUCUCUACCAACGUUCUGCCCUUGGAAGGUGUGCCUGUGCACUAUCCAUUGGCCUGCUGCUUGGGUUACAUGGCCAUUGGCGUGGUCUUCGGGCUUUUGGGAGGGCUCUUCAACCUGGCGCACGACCAGACGAUCCGCAGCUGCGGACGUCUUUGGAGGAGCAGCAAAGACCGAUGGCAAUGGCGGGAUUUGCUUUUUGUAGCUGUGGUGGGGGCGCUGAAUGUGGUCUUGCUUUGGAAGAUCCCCUUGCUGAAGGGAAGGUCGCAGCCUGAACUGCUGAACAGCCUUUUCAGCAAGGAAUUCUUCAGCGGCCACGAAGUGAAGAGCGCUGAUGUUCAGAUGCUCAUGGUGGCACUUGUGGCUAAGGUGGUCACCAGCCUGCUGGCUUUGUCCUUGCCGACGCCGACCGGUGUGGUCGCGCCCGCGCUGUUGCUGGGGGCUUUGUUGAUGCGAUGCUUCACCAGCCUACUUCCUGAGCGGUUCUUCGCACCGCUCUUGGGUAGCGACUCCCCCAAUGACUUAGAUGCCUUCGAGGCGCGCUUGGCCAUUCUUGGGGCUUCGGCCUUCAGCUGCGGCGUGGUGCGUGCCUAUGGCGUGGCAAUCACCAUCUAUGAGGCCUUGUCGUUGAACCAGAUGGUGGUGCCCUUGAGCCUCAGCAGCUUGACGGCCGUCUUCGUGGCAGACUACAUCUCUUUGCCUUUCUUCGAUACCGCCUUGGUCCGCAAGGGUUGGCAUGGUGUCAGCAAGCUCACCUGUACCGCCCACGGAGAGGAGCCAGCCUUUGUGGUCAUGGAGCAUGCAUCCGACUUUCCAAUCCUGCCCAACACUGCCAGGCUGUCAGAUCUUCAACGGGCGCUGGACGCGCAACCGCUGCAGUUCCACUUCCCCAUCGUCGAGGAGGUACCCAACUCUCAUGGCCGCCCACGGCUGCUGGGCGCGCUGAGCCGCGCCGCGGCGGAGGAGGCGCAGCGACGCCUCGUGCAGGAGCCGAGCGCUGGGGGCGCCGGUAGCGCCCGGUCGGUGGAACUCAUGCGCCUGAGGUGGCCGGACGUGCCCUACGAGCCCUUGAGUGAGCUGCCGCUCACGGUGGACCCGCUGUUCACGGUGCAGGAGCUCUACAUCACGCUCAAGGUGGCCCGGAAAGAGGUGGCCUACAUCACCGGUCACGGUGUCCUGCUGGGCCGCGUGGGCUUCAAGGAGAUCAUUGGCGAAGGGAUGCCAAUCACCAAAGGGAUCGGAGCCUUUCAUGACAAGGAGGCCUUUAAGAUGAUCUACGAGCCCAACAGCCCGAGCAAACACGAGAUUUGGGCAGAAUCCAAGCUGAAAGUUGUCGCUGUCGAGCUGACUCUUCUGCGGGAGACAGACCUUGGAGACUUGCGGCCAGCUUCUUCAGAUUCAGUAGAGGCCAAUGACCGGUUGAAGAAGUUUGAUCCAGCCACCGAAGGGUCGGGUGGAUCGGUAUCCCGGACGGUGGGCGAGGUGGGAGAGGUGAGGUGGGUUUCAGCUGAGGUCACGGACCAAAGUUUGAAGCACACCUUGGAAUUUGGCAUCGGGAUCCACCAUGCCGGUUUGCCCGAAAGGGAUCGGAAGGUGGUGGAGGAACUCUUUGUCGAGUCAAAGAUUAUGGUGUUGAUUUCCACGUCCACGUUGGCCUGGGGUGUCAACUUCCCGGCUCACCUGGUCAUCAUCAAGGGCACAGAGUACUAUGAUGGGCAGUUGAAGAGAUAUGUGGACUUCCCCAUCACCGACGUGCUGCAGAUGAUGGGCCGUGCCGGGCGACCGCAGUUCGAUACCGAGGCACGGGCAGUGGUCAUGGUUCAUGAGCCAAAGAAGAACUUCUACCGCAGCUUCAUGUACGAGCCCUUCCCGGUGGAAUCAUCACUCCAUGAGCAGCUCACCGAUCAUCUGAAUGCCGAGAUUGUGGCCAAGACCAUCAGGACACGGGAGGAGGCGAUUGACUAUGUGACCUGGACCUACUUCUUCCGACGGCUCACAGCAAACCCUGCCUACUAUGACCAGCAGGCCGCUUUGUUGGAGACACCGGACUUUGAGAAGCAGAAGGAUAUGUUAGCCAACUACAUCGAGCGAUUGAUGAACAAAUGCCUCGACGAGUUGAUCCGCUCCGGUUGCAUUGAGCUGAAAGAAGCUCCUCAAGGCCAGAGCGCCUUGGUCGAGCCGACGAAGAUCGGCCGCAUCGCCUCGUUGUACUACUUGAGCCACCGCACGGUGGCACAGUUCCAGCGGACCUUGGCGCGGGAGGGGAUGAGCUUUGUGGAGAUCAUGCGAGUGCUUUGCGAGUGCCCGGAGUAUGACGAGUUGCCCGUGCGGCACAACGAGGACAAGCUCAACGCGGAGUUCGCAGAGCAUUGUCCGUUGGAGGUGGACCUGGCGAUCCAAGCUUAUGAUAGUCCACACACCAAGGCCUUCCUCCUGCUACAGGCGCACAUGUGGGGCAUCGCUCUUCCCAUCAACGACUACAAGACUGAUUUGAAGACGGUGUUGGAUCGAUCCAUUCCUCUCAUCAUGGCCAUGGUGGACAUCGCUGCGGAGGAGGCUCAACUCCGGUCCACCUUGAACCUGAUCUUAUUGCUGCAGUGCUUGCACCAGGCUCAUCAGCCCUGGCGCAGCUCGUUGGCCACACUUCCUCACUUGUCGGACAAGGCUCUCCGAAUUCUGCGCGACUUUGGAGUGGACAGCUUGCCUGAGCUGAUUGAGCGAAGAGAUGCCUCCAAGAUCCUCACGAAGCUCUCGCUGCCCAGCGCCGACGCGCACAAGGAGCUUCUGCAGAUUGUACAGGACAUGCCAAGGCUGCGCGUGCGGGUGGAAUUACGAAUCCUAGAUCCCGAGGACGCCGAGGAAAAGGAGGCUCCCACUGAAGCGGAGGAGGGAAAGGUGAAGCGCCGCAAGGGGAAGUUGGUGCCCUCCCCCUACAAGGUGCCACCGGACCGUGAACUGGAACUCACCGUCGUGCUGUGCUACGACAACGAGCCCAUGAGGUUCGUUCACGCGCCGAGGUUUCCCAAGAAGAAGACCUACUCCUGGUGGUGCAUCCUGGGCGAUACUGAGGUGGACGAGCUAGUCUCGAUCAAGAAGGCCUUGAUGCCCACCAGGCAACGCUUUGAGAAGCGCAUCAACUUUCAGUUCUGCUCCCCUGCAGACGAAGUCGGUGAGACGUUCACCUUGUCGGUGCUUUGCAUGUCGGAUUCCUUCUUCGGCCUGGAUCAGCAACUGGACUUGUCCAUUACCACCGUGGAGCCGGAAGCCGCGUGA